Messenger RNA from Acromyrmex echinatior (Panamanian leafcutter ant), 1912 nucleotides. RefSeq names its product putative chitinase 2. Gene Ontology annotation, cellular component: extracellular region. The record is from RefSeq and is a predicted model, not a curated record. Gene Ontology annotation, biological process: carbohydrate metabolic process; chitin catabolic process. Gene Ontology annotation, molecular function: chitin binding; chitinase activity. Lineage: Eukaryota; Metazoa; Arthropoda; Insecta; Hymenoptera; Formicidae.
UCUCUCCUUCCUUCUCCUUCUCCUUCUUCUGCUUUUUCUCCGCCUUCUUCUUUUUCCUUUUUUAGACAAUGUACUGACUGUACGUUGUUCUAUUUAUAAAGCACAUGCUCACGCAUAAAGUAAUGCGCAGAUAAUAUUAUGUUAUUUAUAUCAGAAAAUCGAAUGAGAAUCCGCACGAAGGACAAAGCAAAUUUCCGGCAAUAAUACAACAGGUUCUAAGUGUAUCCUUCUUGCGGUCGUUCUCUUCGUCUCUCGAGAAUGAACAGUUACGAGUGAAAGUGAUCUGGGCCUGGUUGAUGCGCGCAUAUCUGGGGUCCAACAGUCUACAGACUGCAGUCAAACGAAUCGGUAUACUGUAUUAAUUGUGUAAUCGCCGAUAUCGGGAUGAUUAAUAAACGCCAUUUGUUACAAAACAAUUAAUGUCAUUUAGUGUCUACUACAAUAUAUACAAAAAGAAUACGAAACUUUCGCUAUCACUGUUAUCGCGAGUGAUAUAAAAAACGAUUUGAUAAGCAUCGCUAACGUUAGGAAUUUAUUCCUUGUAUAACUUUUAUCGAUUAUCGUAUACCUGUAUAUCUUAUCAAGUAACGCAGUGAAUUAAAGUCAUGAUAUAGGAAGACGCAUUAAAUCUGAAAUAAAAAUCAGCGAUUCGCAAUUUAGCAUCAAACACAAGAUUCGACGUUUACUGUACUUGAAGUAGAUGAUAUUGUAAAUGGUUUUUUAAUUCGAGAUACGUUCCAGAUUAUUAUCCAACGCAUUAAAUAUAACGCAUCGAAGAAGUUUAGCGCGCUACGAUGUCCUUCAGUGACGUGGCACUUCUACUUACAAUUUUAUUUUUUACGAUACAGACGUACGACGUUCACGGACUCAUAAGACCGAAACAUGAUAAGAUCGUUGUUUGCUACGUUGCAUCUUGGGCUGCCUAUAGGCAAGGAAAUGGAGCAUUCUCCUUAGAAAAUCUCCGUUCGGAACAUUGUACCCACUUAAUUUAUGCAUUUGCUGGUUUAAAUGCUACGGACUGGACGAUAAGAAGUCUCGAUCCUUGGGCAGAUAUGGAAAAAGAUGGAAGAGGUAACUACAGAAAAAUGACAACGCUUCGUAAUCAAGGUUUAAAAGUAUCGCUCGGUAUUGGCGGAUGGAACGAAGGCAGCACAAAUUAUUCACUAAUGGCUUCUUCACCGGAUCGUAGGAGGAUUUUCAUCGCUAGUACUGUUGAGUUUCUCAAAAUGUAUGGAUUUGACGGAUUGGAUCUUGAUUGGGAAUUUCCUGGAAGUCGAGGAGGUGCUCCACAUGAUAAACAGAAUUUUGUUAGCCUCGUGCAGGAAUUGAAGGAUGCUUUUAGAGAACAUCGCUUUUUGUUAACCGCAGCCAUAAGUGCCAUCAGUUCUACUAUCGAUAUAGCAUACGAUAUUCCCAAAAUUUCUAAAUAUCUUGAUUACAUUCAUGUGAUGGCCUAUGAUUAUCACGGAGCAUGGAACAAACAGGUUCUUCCAAAUUCACCACUGAGAAGCAAAGAUCGAUUAGAUGUGGAACAUACUAUUACGUAUUUGUUACAACAAGGAGCCCCACCCGAGAAAUUAGUUUUAGGGCUAGCGAUGUAUGGGAGAACUUUUGUUCUUACAACUGUACCAGAAACGUCUAAAAUAAAUCCGAUUGGCCUACCUAGUCUGGACACCGGAUUCAAAGGACCUUAUACGUCUGAAGAAGGUUUUAUGGGAUUCAAUGAGAUUUGCGAGACAUUGAUAUUGCAUCCACAAAAUUGGACAACUGGAUGGGAUGAUGAAAGCAACACUGCUUAUGCGAUUAAUAAAGAUCGUGUUGUAGUUUACGAUAAUCGCAAAGCCAUGAUAGCCAAGGUAUUUUUCCUACAGUUUUAAAAAAUAAUCUCUUAAUGAAAAUCGAUUUUUUUCUU